AUGAUGGGUCAUUCCCGUAUAAAACAAAGUACGAGCAGCGGCACCGGGUGUCCUUAACAGACUGUUUCACAGAGGCGGACCUCAAAAGCUUAUCGGAGCUGAAUCCACCCGCUCUGAUGCAGAAUGGGAAUGUGGGCACACCGACGAAAGUGUUCCUACAGCUCAUCCAGUCCUGCCGACUGCCUCCGCGCCUCAUCCGGAAGUUGGGCCUCACUUUCCCCAAGACCAGCACCAAUCGGCGCUACGGGAAUGUAUAUUUUCAGUAUCGGGACAGUUGGACGCUUCCAGCCACAGAGGAGACAGUAUUAACAGCUGCUGGACAUGAAAUAUCAGGACCAGGCACUUUGUCUGCUCCGCCUGCAAGACGGAGGCAGCCGGCAGAUCACACAGAAACAACAGACACUGAUGAGCCACAGCAGGAACAGCAGGAGGAUGAACAGUCAAAUGCCGAUGAUGAUGAUGACUGGUGUGAGGAGUGGGAGCGCCAUGAGGCUUUGCAUGAGGAUGUAACGAGCCAGGAGCGAAGCAAAGAGAGGCUGUUUGAAGAGGAGAUUGAGCUGAAGUGGGAGAAGGGCGGCUCGGGCCUUGUGUUCUACACUGAUGCCCAGUACUGGCAUGAGGAAGAAGGAGAUUUUGAUGAACAAACAGCAGAUGACUGGGAUGUCGACAUGAGUGUUUACUAUGAUAAAGAUGGAGGGGACAUGGAUGCCCGCGACUAUGUCCGAAUGCGGUAUGAAAAAAGGCUGAGGGAGGGUCUUGAAGAUAGAUCUGGACACAGUCAGUCUAUUGGCAGCUUUGAGAAGUUCACUAAGGGCUUUGGUCGUCGUUUGAUGGAAAAGCAGGGCUGGAAGGAUGGUGAAGGGUUGGGAAACAGUCAGGUUGGGAUUCCUGACGCUCUUGAGAAUGAGGGCCAACAUCCCAAUUGCAAAAGAGGCUUUGGGUAUCAUGGAGAGAAAUUACUUUUACAUUCUGGAAAAAAGGCCAAAAAAGAUUUUCAUAUAACUACAGUGUACGAUAAACCCAAAGACAUAGACGGAGGUGACACGUUGCUGAGACGUCAACCAAACACAAGUAUGAAGUACAGAGGCUGGCAGCCAGGUGGCAGCAUUGGACCACGAAGAUGACUUUAAUUAAAUUAUUAUUGUUUUAUAAAAAAAAAAAUUGUAUUCACCUUUUUAUUUGACUUUUCCAUUAAAACAAAAUUUCAAACCUU
Messenger RNA from Morone saxatilis (striped sea-bass), 1213 nucleotides. It is a transcript of the gene gpatch3, whose product is annotated as G patch domain containing 3. Gene Ontology annotation, biological process: negative regulation of RIG-I signaling pathway; negative regulation of type I interferon production; positive regulation of DNA-templated transcription. NCBI's taxonomy places the organism in Eukaryota, Metazoa, Chordata, Actinopteri, Moronidae. Gene Ontology annotation, molecular function: nucleic acid binding. The record is from RefSeq and is a predicted model, not a curated record.